Eupeodes corollae is the source of this 4161-nucleotide messenger RNA. RefSeq lists its product as uncharacterized. Gene Ontology annotation, molecular function: nucleic acid binding. The transcript is spliced from 3 exons. Lineage: Eukaryota; Metazoa; Arthropoda; Insecta; Diptera; Syrphidae. The record is from RefSeq and is a predicted model, not a curated record. Gene Ontology annotation, biological process: DNA integration. The coding region runs from base 1 to 4161 and encodes 1386 amino acids.
AUGGGUACAUUCAAGGAUACAAAACAAGAUUUUGUUGCUCCUCAAAGAUCUGAAUUAGAAUAUGGAAUUAGGGUUCCACCUUGCGACGCUGAAUGUUUUGAAGGUGAUUAUAAAUCCUGGCCUACUUUUCGUGAUAUGUUCCAAGCAAUUUACAUAGCUCACCCCCGACUUAGUGAUGUAGAAAAGUUAUUCCAUUUACGCCUUAAAACUAAGAAGGAAGCUCAUGACAUUGUUGAAAAGUUUUCACUGACGGCAGAUAAUUUUAAGCUAGCGUGGGAUGCAUUAAAAUCUCAGUACGAGAAUAAACGCAUCUUAAUUAACACACAGCUUAAAGCACUUUUUUCUAUACCGUCUAUCUCAACUGAAAGCGGCUCAGCUUUGAGAAAACUUCAUAGAACCGUUUGUGAUUGUCUAGGGGUCCUUUCAAGCUAUGGUGUUAAAACCGAUAAUUGGGAUCCGAUUCUUAUUUUUAUUAUUUCUCAAAAGAUCCCUGAAAACACUUUGUUUCUUUUUGAGCAAAGUCUACCGAAAGAAAAUGAAAUUCCUACAUGGAAAUCUUUGGAUGAUUUUCUUGCUUCGAGAUACAAGAUACUUGAAUCUGUUGAAGAAGUCAAGCAAUGUCCCCGUAAAAGUGCGAAUCAAUCAUCCAAUUUAAAUUCCAAAAAGGUAAACUCUUUUCAUGUUGAACAAAAGAAUUUCAGUUGUAAGGUAUGCAAUAGCAAUCAUCCCUUGCGUUCAUGCAAGAAAUUUUUGGACAUGGAUGUUUCAUCUCGUCGUAAAGUAGUACAAUUCCAAAAGUACUGCUACAACUGCCUUGCACUCACACAUGCGGUAUAUGAGUGUAAAAGUAAAGUUUCUUGCGACAAGUGCGGUAGAAGGCACCACAGUUUGCUUCAUUUUUCCCAACAAAAUCAAUCAUCUCAGGAUACAAGAUCAACUCCUCUAUCUCAAACUCCUCUUGCUGCCACCCCCACCCCCAUACAGUCCACUUCGAAAAUAGAACAACAAACAACGCUGGAUUUAGAAAAGGAUAUAAAUUCUAAUUCGUCUACACUUAAAAGUUUCCUUGUUAACCAGCAAAAGAAUAUUUUAUUAGCUACAGCUUUGGUUAAAAUUAAUGUUCAUAAUCAAACCAUUCUUUUGAGAGCUUUAAUCGACCCUGGUUCUGAAGCUACUUAUAUUUUACAAUCCGUAGUGAACCGAUUUAAGCUUUUUACACGGUCAACCAAUGCAUCUAUUUGUGGCAUUGGACAAGUUCAAAGCGAAUUUUCAACGAGUAUGUGUCCUCUCACGCUCGAAUCUCGCAUCAACCCUGAUGUACAUAUACCGGUUUCGGCCGUUGUUUUGAAAAAGCUGACAGGAAAUUUGCCAUCGCAGUCUGUUGACGCAUCAAACUUGGUUGAGCUCAAGGGAUUACGAUUGGCAGAUCCUAACUUCGAUAAACCCGCUUCGAUAGACAUUUUGAUCGGAGCAGAUAUCUACCCUCUUAUUCUACGUGAAGGUGUUAAGAAAGAAAAGGACUUUUCACCAAUUGCUCAAAAUACGGUUUUCGGAUGGGUUCUUUCUGGACCAUGUGAAGUUGAAAAACAAAUUCACAGAUUUUGGGAACUCGAAGAAGUUCCAGAAAUAAAACCCUUUUCUAACGAAGAUAAAUUUUGUGAAAAAUUGUAUACGGAUACAACAACUCGCAAUCUAGAUGGCAGCUAUACAGUGAAACUUCCAUUUAAGCCUCACCUAAAUAUAUCGGAUUUAGGUCUUUCCAGAAGUAGUGCAGUUUUACAAUUUCUGCGACAAGAAAAGCGUCUUCUUUGCGAUAUAUCGCUCAGAGAAGAGUAUAACAAAGUUCUGAACGAAUACAUUUCUUUGAAGCACAUGACUCUUAGGUCAAAAGGUGAAUUAAAUCUGUCCAGACAGCACUUUUAUUUGCCGCACCAUGCUGUGGUAAAACCGGACAGUGCUUCAACAAAGGUUAGAGUCGUUUUUAACGCAAGUGCUUCUACCAACAAAGGACAUAGCCUAAACGAUUUUUUGUGUACCGGUCCUGCUCUUCAAAAUGAUCUACAUACUAUUUUAUUAAAAUGGCGACAGUAUCCCUAUGUUUUUAAUAGCGAUAUCGAGAAAAUGUAUCGCCAAAUACAUGUUCACCCCGAUCAUCAUAGAUUCCAAAGAAUAAUUUUUCGAUCGUCAAAUUCAGAAUCAGAUUUGGCUGAUUUUGAAAUUAAUAGGGUUACUUUUGGAGUUAACUGUGCUCCAUAUUUGGCAAUCCGAACAUUACAUCAACUUGCCUCUGAUGAAGGAAACCAAUAUCCUUUAGCAAAGGAUAUGGUAUUGUCAGAUUUUUAUGUGGACGACGUUUUUUCUGGAGGGUUCGAUCUAGAUACUGUUGUUCAAGCUCAAACUCAGUUAAAUGCACUUCUUUUGUCCGGAGGGUUUUGCUUGAAAAAAUGGACUGCAAACCACCCUCGCUUGUUGGAAAACAUUCCUAGGGGGGAUGUUUUAGACCAACACUUUCUUAUGUUCGAUGAGAAUUCACAUUCGAAAGUUCUAGGUAUAGGGUGGAAUGCAAGGGAAGAUUGCUUCUAUAUUCGAUGUAACCUAUUUUCUUCAACAACUGUUUUGACUAAACGUGAGCUUUUUUCAAAUAUAGCUAAAAUAUAUGACCCUAUAGGUUGGCUUGCGCCAACAACAAUUUUAUUAAAGAUUUUAUUGCAAGAUGUCUGGAAAGACAAAACCGAGUGGGAUGCGCCCAUAAAAUCAACUCGGUUAGAGACAUGGAAAGAUUUUGUGAAAUCCUUUCCUAUAAUAAAGGAUAUCAGAAUUCCAAGAUGGAUCAAUUAUACUCCAGACAUGUGUGUUGAAAUACACGGCUUUUGCGAUGCAUCUCUAAGUGCAUAUGCUGCUGCUGUCUACUCUAGGAUUUCAGAUUCAUCUGGAAAUGUGUUUAUAAACCUUCUUUGCUCAAAAACAAAAGUGGCUCCCCUAAAAGCCAUUUCCAUACCUCGGCUGGAGCUUUGUGGAGCUGUUUUGCUAACAAGGUUAGUAAACGCUGUACAAAGUAGUCUACGCCUGAAAAACUAUCAUGUUUACCUUUGGACGGAUUCAAUGAUUGUCCUUUAUUGGAUUCGUGACUGCCCAUCUCGACUGGAAACGUUUGUCCGAAACCGGGUCUCUAAAGUACAAACUGAGAGUCCGCCAGGUUGUAUUUGGAAACAUGUUCCUUCUGAACACAAUCCAGCUGACAUCGCUUCCCGGGGUGUAAUGCCUCAGAAUUUAAUAAACAAUGACCAAUGGUGGCAUGGUCCAAGUUGGUUAAAGAAUUCCCAGGAAACUUGGCCAAUAACGAAGAUUCAAAAGGAUCCCAAUUGGAACCUUGAAAUCAAACAAAUUAAAAGCUUUGUAGAACUUCAAACCCAAAUUAUGGGAACACUUCCCCCCGAAAGGGUUAACUAUUCCUUUCCAUUCACUCAUGUUGGAUUGGAUUUCGCUGGCCCCUUUGAACUAAAGGUUCAAAAGGGUCGGUUCUAUCAAGCAGUAAAAGGUUAUGCUUGUCUUUUUAUUUGUCUCUGUACAAAAGCUGUACAUUUAGAAGCGGUAGGAAGUCUCUCAACGGAGUCGUUUUUAGCUGCUCUUGAUAGAUUUGUCGGUCGUAGAGGUGUUCCCCAACAACUUUUCUCUGAUAACGGCACCAAUUUUGUUGCUGCUAAUAAAAUAUUAAAAAAGGAGUUGAAAAAAGCCGUAUCAGAAGCUACAUUGGAAGCUGAAAAACUCUAUCUACCAAAGAAUUUGAAGUGGAAUUUCAUUCCACCAGGUUCUCCUCAUAUGGGUGGUCUAUGGGAAGCUGGUAUAAAGUCGUUUAAAACACACUUUAAGAAGGUUGUUGGAAACUCCAGGCUAACGUUUGAAGAGUUUUCCACACUGCUUGUUAAAAUUGAGUCAUGUAUGAAUUCCCGCCCUAUUUCUCCGAUUAGUGAGAACCCUUCUGACCCUCUUCCCUUAACACCGGGACAUUUUUUAAAAGGUGCACCCUUGCUCUCCUUACCCGAAAGCCAAGUUGGCGAAAUUGAAAAACUAAGGAAUUGGGAAAGAGUCCAGCAAAUUUUAUACUCUUUUUCAAAACGAUGGAAGGAGGAAUAUUUGAAGAACAAAGUGGAAAUUUCCUAA